AUGGCUGAGACCAUUUUGAGGCUCAGCUGCAUUGAGGUGCUUGAUGGCAACGUGGGCAGGAAGCGAAAGAGUGAGUCGGGAAAGGGGCAGGAGGUGCCGAAAGUGCCCAGGGGAAAGGCUGUGAAGAAGGAGCUGGAGGAAACAUCAUGCAUGGUGCAGCCCCCUGUGGUAAAAGGGAAGAAGAAAUUGCCUGAGGUUGAGAAGAAGCCGCUGCAGGAAAACAUCAUCAGCAGCUCUCUAAAGCAAGCGGCUGCAGAAGGGAAAGGUCUCAGCUCAAGCCUGUGGGACGGGAUCCAGGCAGAGGAGGUUGCUGCAUCUGGGCUGAAGGAGACCGAAUCAACCCUCCACCAAGGGCCAUCGGUGGGGCUGAAAGACUCUUCAGGGUCUCAGAGCAAACCCCAGAAAGCAAGACCUGCAGCAGGACAGCAUCCCUCAGCAAGCAAGGCUGGAGUUAGGGUCCCAAAGCCAAGUGGUGGUGUUGCUGGUGGGGUUGCAUCCCUUUCCAGAGAGCCUGGGGCUUUGGAGAUGGAUGUGGCCAUCACCACUAUGAGGGAGGUUGAGGAGGAGGAUCUGGACCCCACUGACCUGCUGCAGCAAGGGGGUGCCCAAGACCUGAAAAGGAAAAGAAAGAAGCAAGAGCAAAGGAAGCAGCAGGAAAAGGGUUUGCUGAGAAAAGGAGGGAGUGAGAAGGAUGAAUUUGAGGAAAGCCCUGAGGAUGUGAUGGAGGGCAUUGAGGAGGAAGAGGGUGCUGAUGGGGGCAGGAAUCAGGCAGUGGGAUGGGGCAGAGCCAAGCGAGGGAGCAGCAGCACCCAGGGACAGGGUGAUGGGAGGCAAAAGCAGAAGGGGAAAGCAGAGAAGCGCAAGAAGGUGAAAACAGAGGGGGAGGAGAAGAUGGGGAAGAAGAAGAAAAUAAAGAAAGAAAAAAUUUUGGAAGAGGAGCAAGAGCUGGAGAAGACAGAUGAGGAAGCAGGAGAGAAUGGAGAGUGA
Molecule: messenger RNA, 987 nt
Organism: Phalacrocorax carbo (great cormorant)
Lineage: Eukaryota; Metazoa; Chordata; Aves; Suliformes; Phalacrocoracidae
Source: RefSeq, a predicted model, not a curated record